ACGAAUUAGAGUUAGUAUCCAUUUGGGUUCGGAUUUGGAUUCGGUCUGGAUUUAUUUAGAUUUCAGAUUUCUGGGGUUAUAGAUUUUAUUUCAAUUCGGAUAUUUAUAAGUCUUGGUUCGGGUUCAUUUGGAUCUUUGUGGGUUCGAUUCAGAUAAUUCGUUUAAAUUAUUUUAAAUUUUUAAAAAUUUAUAUCUAUUUUAAAUUUCUCAAAAUUUAAAUAUAAAAAUAUAAUAUAAUAUAUAAAUUUUUAGUGUAUGUCAAAAUACAUAAAUUUAACAUAAAAAUUUGUUUAAUUCGGAUAUUUGGAUGAAAAAUUAAUAGGUUUUUAAGUAUUUUGGACAACUUCAAAAUAUCUUAUAUAUUUUGGAUAUUAAAUCUAAAAUAAUUAAUAUAUUUAAGUACAUAAAUUUGAUUCAAAUAUAUUCGGAUAUCUAAAAUAUUUCGAUUCGGAUCGAGUUCGGUUUUGGUUAUCUAAAUACCAAAGUUUUGAAUCCGUUCGGAUAUUUAACUAGUUUCGGUUCGUAUUCGGAACUAUUUUUCGGGUCGGAUUCGGUUUGAUUUUUUUGGAUUUAAGUUUUUUGCCCAUAUCUACUUACGAUAAUCGUGUGUCCCUAAUUAUCUAAUUAGGAAAAUGAUGAAUUAACACCAUAAUAUUGUUACUCUGUGAUUUCAUAUAAGUUAACGAUAAACAAACAAGAUUUGUUUUUUUUUGUCUUGCCACUCGGAAACUACAUCCAGAGAGUAGAGACAUACAUACACAGCUCUUCAAAAGUGGGGACUUGAUUGAAGAGUUUAUUGUAUAAAGGUUAUAUGUAGGAAUAAGAACCUAAUAUUCCCAGAAAUUACACAUACAAAAACAAAAUGACUACACUUUUGACUAAUCAAUCAUGAAGUAGAGAAGCAGACUAGAGUGAUUUGGAUUAUCUUUUUAUACGAAACUUCAUCGAUCAAGACAUUCAAACCAUAGUUAUGGGGUAUAUCUAUCAACUCAUCCAGUGCAACACAAACCGAUCAAGAAAUCAGAAGCACCGUACAAUGAGACAUUAUAGUUCCGUAGACCUUGGUGUUCAAAAAAACCGGGAUUUGAAAUGCCCAAAUUACCCCUUAUAAUAUAUUAGAGUAAAUUAUAUAAUCAUAUAAUUUUUCAAAUCAACAUUAAGAAGGUUCCGUAGUCGAACCCUCAUUUCAGGUGAGUCUUCUUCUUCCAUUCUGGCCUUUACUGUUCCUUCCGAUUUGGAAUGGCAAACAAGAUUGCAAUGCUGGUCUCAGAAGCGAGGAACAAGAAUGCUGUAAUAAACACAUGUCUUGGAGUGUCUUUUGUUGUUUUGGGGUUGAGAUCUGAUAAGCAGCAAAAGUAUGUUGAGGCCUUACAGGAGCAAAAGGAUUCACUCUUCAAGUCUAACAAGGAAAUGAAAGUCACUAUGUGGCAUUGGAAACAGAAACUCUUUGCUGAAGCCACCUCUGCUGGUCCUUCCACCGUUGUUGUUCCUCUGUCCACGCUUAAAGCCAUCUAUAGCGAAGUCACCACAAACACUCAGUCUGGUGAAACAGUCAAGGAAGAGUCUAAAAUGUCUACCUCCAGGAUCAUGGUUUGAGAGGUUCUCAAGUAAAGAUUUAUCACUUUUAGACUUUUAGUCUCGUUAUUUGUGAUUUUAAACUUGGCUAGCAUUAAAUUGUGUGUAGUUCAUUAUGGACCCAUCUGUCCAAGAUCAGGUCUUGUUUUUUUGGAGUGAAGAUUUUCACUUGAUUUUAUAUUAUGUCCAUGUAGUUUCGAUUAAUUGAUAAAUCAUGUUCCAACAUUGAUAAGUUCAAGACUAAGUCUUGUUGUUA
Brassica rapa (field mustard) is the source of this 1831-nucleotide messenger RNA. RefSeq lists its product as uncharacterized. The record is from RefSeq and is a predicted model, not a curated record. Lineage: Eukaryota; Viridiplantae; Streptophyta; Magnoliopsida; Brassicales; Brassicaceae. Gene Ontology annotation, cellular component: mitochondrion.